UUUUUUAGGUUAUGUUUGCUCGUGUAAAGACGAGAAAUAUCACCAUGAAAUGUGUGAAUAAAGUUCCAUGAAUCUUGCCCUUUAAUUACUGAUUAGCAAAUUAUUUUAUAACACUCACAGUUUCAAGAUGUUAACAUAAUCCUCCCCAGUUGCUUUGCAUAGACAUCUUUCAACCCUGGCUGUUAUUCUCAACAUGCGCAGCAUUUCAUGUUCACUGGCCAGUGAUGAGUUUUCUACCAAAAAAUCUCCUGCAUUUUGUGAUAAUCCUCCAUUCAGUAUUUCUUAGUCUCGUAAGCUGCGAAGAAUCGAUUUUAUGCUACUGUGAGCCACCGGAUUACUGCCCUGAUGGAACAGGUACAUGUGUCCUCUCCCCUGGGUCUCAGUGCUUCAGUUCGAUUGAAGAGGAUGCUGAUGGAGAGGAACCUUUCCGUACUUAUGGCUGCCUGCCCCCUGAAGAAUCCUCAGAUAUGCAGUGUAAAGGAAAUCUUUCUCCGCAUGUCGUGAGAAAGUCAAUCGACUGUUGCAACUUCACUGACCUAUGCAAUAAAAACCUACAUCCAGCUUUAAGGCUCAAACCAGAAUCACCAUCGAUCACCUCAUGGGAAGAUAGCCUUCUGCUCUUGGCUUUAGCUGCAUCUGUCACCUGUGGUCUAUUAAUUUUCAUCUCUCUCUCCGUCUACUGCCAUAAAAGGUUGAAAAGAAGAGAAAAUGUGAAACAAUUGCAGUAUCUUAGCCACCCAAUGCUCCUACCACCUGCUACUCUGAGCGAUCUUUUGGAACAAAGCUCUGGUUCAGGAUCAGGCCUUCCGUUGUUUGUUCAAAGAACGAUCGCUAAACAAAUCGAGCCAUUGAAAGUAAUUGGCAAAGGUCGUCACGGCGAAGUCUGGUUAGCUAACUGGCGGGAUGACAAAGUUGCCGUCAAAAUAUUCUCCACAACAGAAGAAAAGAGUUGGUUCAGAGAAACAGAAAUCUAUCAAACUGUUUUGAUGCGCCACAACAAUAUUCUUGGUUUUGUUGCUGCAGACAUCAAAGGGACCGGCUCUUGGACGCAAAUGUUACUAAUCACUGAGUAUCAUGAAAAUGGUUCUCUAUACGACUAUCUCCAGUCAAAUGAAUUGGAUGUGGAGUCACUUCUCUCUUUAAUUUGCUCAAUCGCUGCCGGUAUAGCUCACCUUCAUACAGAGAUUUUCGGCACUCAAGGGAAACCUGCUAUCGCUCAUAGAGAUAUCAAGUCCAAAAACAUUCUGGUCAAAAGAAAUAAUGAAUGUGUGAUUGCAGAUUUUGGCCUUGCUGUUAGAUACAAUAGUGAAAUAAAUGGUCUUGACAUUGUCCGUGACAAUGUUAGAGUGGGAACUAAGAGAUACAUGCCACCGGAAGUUUUAGAUGGAACCAUAGAUGCUCUUCUCGAUGAGAGUGCAGAUGCGCGAGUGUUCGAAGCUCUGAAAAUGGCAGAUAUCUACUCCCUCAGCUUAGUAAUUUGGGAACUAUGCAGGAGGUGUAAUGGAGGGAAAGAUUGCGUUAAAGUUGAAGAAUACAAAGUGCCUUAUCAUGACGUCGUCCCUAGUGAUCCUAGCUUUGACGAUAUGUACAAUGUUGUUGUAAAGGAUAACAUCCGACCGAAAGUGCCUGAAAAAUGGCACGAAAGCACGGUGCUGGAUACCAUUUCAAAGAUAAUGCAAGAGUGUUGGCAUCCGAAUCCAAGUGUGAGACCAACGGCUCUUCGAGUGAAAAAAUCAUUGAUGAAUUUGAGAGAUGCUGUCGAGAGAUCGAUUUCAGAUUUUAUAGAACAGUGAAUUUUCCUUUUUUUCUCCGAAUGAUUUAGCCUGCUGCAGUUAUAUUCUAUGGGUUUUACCAUUCUAUUGAUCCGCUGUCUCAGAUCUACAUUUUUUAAAUCGGUUUAAAAGGGAUCUCUUCACUUUUUUAAAAAUUUAAUAAUUAUUCUAUUUAAUUUGUUUCAUACCUGUACACACCUUUAAUCAUCAACUUCCUAGAUAGUGAUAAUGCGAAGAAAUAUAUCAAUCGCAGUAAUUGGUAGUGAAUCGGUUAAUAGACAGCAAGUAAUGAUUAUGCAAAACAUAUUAAUUUUAAUUGAAAAUCACAAUGAUUUUUUUAAUUCCAAACUGAUUUCUUACAGUGCCUGGUAGUUCUCAAUCUGAGCUCUUUUGUCUUGCAUUGUACGAAGGAUGUGUUUGUUGAUACAGGAUGGUUUUUUAAUAUUUCAGAAUCAAAAGCUGGCAGUUAUGUAAUUGUAACUGUAACUUUCGAUAAAUAAGGUCAGAUUUUUUUUCACUCUUUGUCACCUAGUCACAAGCUUUUGCAAGAUUGUGCAGAAAAAGAACAAAAAAACAUUAGAAUGUUGUUAGGAACAAGUUCUAAUGCUAUCAGAGAGCUUCCAUGAUGUAUCUUUCACCAGUUGUUAUGUAGCCUAAUUUAUGACAACACCAAGUAAUUUUUUUUUUCUUUUGAUACUUGAAUGUGUUCAAACUUUUUAUAGAGAUUUUGUGGAAGUGUGCUGGAGUAAGUUCAUUUUUGACCUGGUUUGGAUAGAAUGCUGGGGUUUUUUUUUGGGGAGGUGGGGAGUAGCAUUUUAUGCUGGAAGAUUGACAAGUCAUUUUGUGCCUUACAUUAUCUAAUAAGUUUUUGCUGAAAUAAAUCAAGGCGGAUAAAGAAUGGUGGUCGCAUUUCGAUUUUGGCCGCCAUCUUGAAGCACUGUGACGUCAGGAGGGUACGGCCUUUGCCAUGCAAUUCGAGGUUGAGCCGACUCCCCCGGCCUCGGCCGGCCCAUGUACCCGAUGUACCCGAUACCGUGUGACGUCCAGAGGGUACGAAAUGCGACCACCAUUCUUUAUCCGCCUUGGAAAUAAAUGACCUCUUAGGCAGAGAUGCCUAACAUGCUCAUUGCCAGAAUAGCCAAAAUUGUAAUCAGGAUGUCUGCAUUGAUGGAAAAUCUGUUAAGAAAAUGUUAGGAAACUUCUUGAAAAAGAUUGUUAUUUGUCCUUUUGCUGGAUUUUUCUGUAACUUUUAAAUUUGCAUAACUGCUGGAAUGAAUUCCUGCCUUCUUUUUUUUCCUUAAAAAAGACAUUUUGUAAGAAGUUGUUAAAGACAUAUCAUGUGAGAAUGGGAAAAAAAUCAGAAGUGGAUUUUAUGAAAAAUUAAAUAACUUCACUAGAUAUUGAAAAUUGACUUGCCAUAAAAAUUUUCUCCCAUAUAUUUUGGGAAAAUUCUGCCAACCGUUUUCAGUAAGUACAGGAAGCUACUCCAGAAAAUGUGAUUCAUUCUCACAAGUUAUGAGUGCUUCAAAUAGCCCUAAAAUAUGCACAUCAGUCCCUUUCUGUUUGGAAAUCGUUUCCUGUUUGUGAUUUAUCUUCCACUCCUGGUUGAUAUUUUGUUCACUUAGACCUUUGCUUUGUACCUGCUCGUAUUUUUAUAAAUCAAUUAAAUCGUAUUAAUUAAAAUUUUCAAAUCAUCAUUUAA
This is a messenger RNA of Bemisia tabaci, 3474 nucleotides long. Its product is annotated as bone morphogenetic protein receptor type-1B. Gene Ontology annotation, cellular component: plasma membrane; signaling receptor complex. Gene Ontology annotation, molecular function: transmembrane receptor protein serine/threonine kinase activity; ATP binding. The record is from RefSeq and is a predicted model, not a curated record. Lineage: Eukaryota; Metazoa; Arthropoda; Insecta; Hemiptera; Aleyrodidae. Gene Ontology annotation, biological process: cellular response to growth factor stimulus; protein phosphorylation; cell surface receptor protein serine/threonine kinase signaling pathway.